Messenger RNA from Rotaria sp. Silwood1, 657 nucleotides. The record is from the annotation of a GenBank genome assembly. NCBI's taxonomy places the organism in Eukaryota, Metazoa, Rotifera, Eurotatoria, Philodinida, Philodinidae.
AUGUGGAUCGUAAAUAGUAUGAUCGUUAUUGCAAUAGCAUUAUUUAUGCAAUUGCAUAAUGCAUAUGCACAAUGUUCACCACAAGCAGCACAAAAUUGUGUUCCAUAUACAUGUGUUCAAACGGAAAAUAUUUUUUCAUGUCUUUGUCCAAAUAUGCAAUUGGCAUCGAGUGCAGCAGAAUGUGAUAUUAUUAAUCCUCCAACAACACAACCUCCAGUUGUUAUUCCAAAUCAAUGUUCAACUGCUGUAUGUCCUGCUGGUUCUACAUGUGUACCAACAAAUCAAAAUCCAGCACUUUAUGUUUGCGUUUGUCCAAAUAAUAUUAUUGCUAAUCCAAAUUGUCCAGGAGUUCUACCAAAUAAUCAAUGUCUUUUUAAUAAUCCAUGUAGAAAUGGAGGUACAUGUGUUAUUAAUCCACUAACACAGCAACCUGUUUGUAUUUGUCCACCAAAUACUUAUGGUCAAAAUUGUGCAAAUCCUUGCCGUCCAUAUUGUGAUAAUAGCUGGUGUUACAAUGGUGGUCGAUGUGCUAAUGCAUACGGUCAAGCUUAUUGUAUGUGUCCAUACAAUUAUCGUGGUCGACGUUGCGAACUUCGAUAUAGUGCUUAUAACUAUGUCUAUUUAUAUCAUUAUCCUCAUUACCAUAUUGGCAAAUAA